Mercurialis annua (annual mercury) is the source of this 2892-nucleotide messenger RNA. RefSeq names its product serine/threonine-protein phosphatase 7 long form homolog. The transcript is spliced from 5 exons. The record is from RefSeq and is a predicted model, not a curated record. Lineage: Eukaryota; Viridiplantae; Streptophyta; Magnoliopsida; Malpighiales; Euphorbiaceae. Gene Ontology annotation, biological process: meristem maintenance; meristem development. The coding region runs from base 748 to 2877 and encodes 709 amino acids.
GCCCUGAGUGGGGGGGUGAUACCCACAAGUGGUGUAUUAGACACCUAGUGAGCAACUUCCACAAUGCCUUCAAGAAAAAAUAUCUCAAAAAGCUUGCUGAAAAAGCUGGUAAUUUUCUUGUUACUUAAUAUAAUACAUACAUUUUUGGUUGAUGGGAAAAUAUUGACGGUUUAAUCGACGUGUAGGACGCGCAUACCAAGAGCAUAAAAGAGAUCGGUACAUGUCAUUGAUAGAGGCGGAUUCACCUGAGGGUUAUGCGUAUCUUGACCGCCUUGAUGUUACAAAAUGGAGCAUGAGUGGCGACACGUCUGGAAUGCGGCAUGGUGUGAUGACAACAAACUACGCGGAGUCGGUCAACGCGAUGUUAAAGAACAUUCGGGGGCUCCCUAUCACAGCCAUGUUGGAAGCAAUAUUUAACAAGGUCAACUCCGUAUUCAUCAAGCAUGUGAACGACUACAAAAUGUGGUUGGCAUCCGGUUUCAUGUGGACCCCAGUCUGUGCACACAGAAUUGAGACUUGGGAAAAUAAGUCAAGGACUCAUACGGCUUCACAGUUCAACGUGGCACAGAAGGUAUUCAAUGUCUUGACCCAGUGCGACAAUGUAAGACAAAAGGGUGGCAAUACACAUCAAGUUCGUCUACUGGACGGGACAUGCACCUGUGGAAAAUUUCAACAGUGGAAAAUUCCGUGCUCCCAUGCGAUAGCUGCCUGCAACCAAUACGGAGAGAACUACCGUGACUACAUUUCAUGGUAUUACAAAUGCGAGGAUCUGACGAGGGAUUUCUGUCUCGCACUAGCUGUACGACUAGAAGGAGCGCUGUUUUGCCGUUCGCUAGGUUGGACCACCGUAUUCGGUCGAUGAUCGAGCCUACUGGAUUUGCAGGCUGUUUUGCUAUGCGUCAUUACAGCGUCGACAUGCAGCUGAUCACAGCCCUUGUGGAGAGGUGGAGGCCGGAGACCCACACUUUUCACUUACCCGGCGGAGAGUGCACAGUUACACUACAGGACGUCGCCGUUCAGACCGGACUACCAGUAGACGGUCAUGCUGUUACAGGAGGUAUUGUACAUGAUUGGGCUGCAGUGGCAGAGAGGGUUUUAGGGAUUCCUGCGGGCAGAUAUCCUAAAAAGCCUGCAAAUUCCACAGUCCGGACUUCUUGGAUCCUAGAGAGUUUCCCCGACUUCGGUGCAUUACCAGACCAGGCGACUGACGAGCUUGUCCAUCGGUACACACGGGCGUAUCUCUUGCUCGCUGUCACAGGAUUGUGCUUCACUGACCUCGGUAGUGGAAAGACUUCGUUACGGAUUCUUCCACUUUUAGAGGACUUGGCGGCAGUUCGGACCUACAGCUGGGCAUCGGCGACACUGGCUUACUUAUAUCACGAGCUUUGCUCAUGUUCGUUGCGGUCUGCGAAUCGCCGCAACAUGGGCGGGCCGUUGUGGAUACUGCAGCUGUGGGCAUUGGACCGACUUAGAGUUAUUGCUCCCGCUCUUGCCGAUCCCACUAUUUCACCACAUCUACCACUGGGCGACAGAUGGGGAGGCCGGAGAAACGCCAGCCGUGCGGCUCGACACUCGCUGCCUGACAUCCGUGUUCGGCUUGACACAUCUCGCUACGAAGAUUUUAUCUGGCAGCCGUACACUGAUGAUAUGCUGGACACUAUCCCAGCGUACUGUUUAGAUGGGCGUGCUUUUUGGCGGGCCACGGUUCCACUUAUUUAUUUUCAUAUUGUGGAGUGGCACCAGGCAGACAGAGUUCUGCAGCAGUUCGGACUGCAACAGGGUAUUCCAGACGCCCCACUUCAGGACCACUCACUACACUCCCUUACCCUGAAGAGCAGCUCAUCUUGGAUCCAGACACACUCUCACUACAUUCGUGUGUGGGACGACCGACUCCGGUUUGUAAUUUCAGGACAGCCCCUCCAGGACCCACCUCAUUAUCAUUCCGAGUAUAUGGAUUGGUUUCGGUAUGUCACGCGUCGCUGGAUCACACGACAGGGCGCUGAGCUCGGAGCACAGGCCGAUUUUGUGGAGCGUGUACGUAGGGAUGCUCCUGUUGACACUGAGCUUCGGCGGUUCGCAGCCAGCACACAGAGAGGCACUAGAGAGGACCGACGUGAUGUUACAUCGCCCCCUAUCGAGCCUUCUAUACCGCCGCAUCGACUACCAGUCAUACCUGACGCGCCGAUAGAUCCGACUACACUGCGACAUCGACGGCGAGAGCGGCGUCACCCCCCUGCACCACCUCAGCGUCCUACCGAUCCUAUGCCUCCCCCAGUGGUUUUUCAUCCUUUCAGAGGGCAUUACUAUUACGCGGGGUCCAGCUCUGCACCGCCACCCUUUUCAUCGGGUCCUCCUUCUUCUUCUGGCCAGUUUUACGGGGAUUCGGCACAUCACUAUUUUCAGGGGUCGUGUUCAUAUCCAGUGCCACCAGGACCUUCUUCGCCUUUUGUUCCACCGCCGCCUGCUUAUGUACCACCUACGGUGCCUCCUUUUCAGGUGCAGUGGGAUCAGCCUACACAGGGUACACAGGACUUUGCAGCUUCACAGGGACUUCCACAGACACCUGGGACUACAGACUUUCUGUCAUAUGGUAGCAGUUGGUUAGGUCUAGACAGCAUGGAGGCGAUGAUGUUCCGCCAACAAGGAGAAUUUGUUACCCCGCCACCAGCUACGACGAGUACGGCCAUUCCACAGGACCAGCAGGGUGACGACGGAGCCGACGACGAGGAGGGCGAUGCAGGAGAGGGAGAUGGUGAUGGCCGCCCAGGUCGACGUUACCUCACCAUCAGUACAGGCCGUCGGGCGAACCGUAACAGAAACAACUUACGCUCGAACCUCCCGGUCACUAGCAGAUAUGACGAUAGGACUCCUAGGUGAUUUCUUUUUUGUACU